AUGGAAAUGAAGAAUCAGUCAGUCAUUCAAGAGUUUAUCCUACUGGGUUUAUCCAGUUCCCCUGAACAUCAGAUGGCCAUCUUUUGGGGCUUCUCCUUCCUCUAUACAGCAGCUUUAGUAGGCAACUUCCUCUACAUCCUCACCAUCUGCACUUGCCGCAAACUCCACACCCCAAUGUACUUCCUGCUCAUCAAUUUGUCCAUAGCAAACAUGUUGUGCAUCUCAGUUACAAUUCCUAAAAUGCUCCAGAUCACUCUGGCCCACAGGAAGACCAUUUCCUUUGCUGGCUGCGUCACACAAGUCUACCUUUUCAUAUGGGCUUUGGGCACAGAGAUCAUGCUCCUCUCUUUCAUGGCCUUUGACCGCUACUCAGCCAUCUGCCAUCCUUUGCGAUAUCCAGUCAUCAUGAAGAAGGAACUGUGCCUUGGGGUAGUGACUGGUGUAUGGGUGACCGGGAUGGUUGAUUCUGCAGUUCACACAGGCCUGGUGCUCCAGCUUUCCUUCUGUGACUCAAAUAUCAUCAACCACUUCUUUUGUGACCUGCCUCCACUGUUUGCACUGUCUUGUUCAGACAUCCGGAUAAAUAAAAUCAUGGCUUACGCUGCUGCUGUUGUUUUCACCAUGGGCAGCUGUAUGCUAACGCUAAUAUCAUACAUGUUCAUUCUGACAGCCAUCUUUAGAAUCCGAUCCGCUGAGGGAAAGAAAAAAGCCUUCUCCACUUGUUCUUCCCACCUUCUAGUGGUCAGCUUUUACUUCUCCACUAUCAUCUACACGUACGUCAGGCCUGCCUCAUCCUAUGCUUCAGAAGAAGACAAGGUGGUAGCUAUCCUUUAUUCUGUGGCAACUCCUGUGCUCAACCCUCUUAUAUAUUCCCUGAGAAACAAAGAUGUUAAACAGGCUCUCAAAAAGCUUGUAGGUCAAUUUCUAUUGAGGCCUACAUUACAGUAA
Molecule: messenger RNA, 948 nt
Organism: Heteronotia binoei (common prickly gecko)
Lineage: Eukaryota; Metazoa; Chordata; Lepidosauria; Squamata; Gekkonidae
Product: olfactory receptor 13G1-like
Exons: 1
Coding region: 1-948 (315 amino acids)
Biological process (GO): G protein-coupled receptor signaling pathway
Cellular component (GO): membrane
Molecular function (GO): G protein-coupled receptor activity; olfactory receptor activity
Source: RefSeq, a predicted model, not a curated record